AUGGGUAUCUCCCGCUCAUCACGCCACAAGCGCUCGGCGACCGGUGGUCAACGCUCCCACUACCGCAAGAAGAGAAAGUUCGAGCUAGGCCGCCAGCCCGCUAGCACCAAGCUGGGAGCCAAGCGCGUCCACACCGUUCGCACCCGUGGAGGAAACGUGAAAUACAGGGCCCUUCGUCUUGAGUCUGGAAACUUUGCCUGGGGAUCUGAGCACACCACCAGGAAGACGAGGAUUAUCUCCGUCGUUUACAAUGCCUCCAACAACGAACUUGUCCGAACUAACACCUUGGUCAAGAAUGCCAUCAUCCAGGUCGAUGCUGCUCCUUUCCGUCAAUGGUACGAGUCACACUACGCCCAACCCGUAACCAAAAAGGGCAAAAGCACUACCACCGAAGCUGCUGCCGAGCCCGUGAAACUUUCGAACCACGCUCAACGCAACUUGGACGAGAGGAAGAAGGAGGCCAAGAUUGACCCUCUCCUGGAGAGUCAGUUCGCUGCUGGUCGUCUGUACGCUGCCAUCUCAAGCCGACCUGGUCAAUCCGGUCGUGCCGAUGGUUAUAUCUUGGAAGGCAAGGAGCUCGAGUUCUACCUCAGGAAGUUGAGGACCAGGAAGGAGAAGCAUGCCCAUGCUUAA
Psilocybe cubensis is the source of this 633-nucleotide messenger RNA. RefSeq lists its product as uncharacterized. NCBI's taxonomy places the organism in Eukaryota, Fungi, Basidiomycota, Agaricomycetes, Agaricales, Agrocybaceae. Bases 1 to 633 code for a protein of 210 amino acids. The transcript has 6 exons. Gene Ontology annotation, molecular function: structural constituent of ribosome. Gene Ontology annotation, biological process: translation; maturation of SSU-rRNA from tricistronic rRNA transcript (SSU-rRNA, 5.8S rRNA, LSU-rRNA). The record is from RefSeq and is a predicted model, not a curated record. Gene Ontology annotation, cellular component: cytosolic small ribosomal subunit; ribosome.